AUGAUACGGAGAAUUGCGGAAAGAGGGAUUUUUAAAAAAAAUGCACACCGGAGUUACUUCCAUUUGGGUAAACACAGUGGGGGGUUCCUUCUUAGUGACAAAAAGUAUGUACGCUACGAGGGUGGCUUGAAUCAGGGGAGUAACCAUUUAGGCAUUGAUCCUACUGAGGGAGGCAACAAUGUUAGCGAUAGCGACAACGCCAGCAUACCGCCCGGGGAGGAGAACAAAAUAUUCGUACACCAAAAGUACAAAGUGCAAAUGGCCCUGUGCAUAGACAGAUUUCCCCUGACCUUUGAGCAACAAGAGUUUGAAAAAGAUUUCCAAAAUUUCAAAGACAAAUGGCUUCAAAAAACGAACAACAAUUUGAAUAUCAACGAGGAAUUUUUACACAUGAAAUAUAAUUUGAGUUCCUUUCACGAUCGGAAGAAGGGAAAUGACCUUGAGGGAACCAAUUUAGAGGAUGAAAUGGGACACGAAAAAGGAAAAAAAGAUAAAGGUGUGGAUCAUGUGCCAGGUGAAGAAGCGACGUCUGCAGAAAAUGACGACCUCGAAAAUUUGUUUGCUAUAGAAGCGCAAAAGAAAAAAAAAAAAAAAAAAAAAAAAGAUGGAGAUGAAAAUGAGGAAAAAAAAAAAAAGUUCGAUGAUGAUCAUGAAAGCGAAUAUAACUACAGAAGUGUUACGAGGAAACCAAAUAAUUUUUUAUACUUAGUGGUGAAAUAUAAAAAAACAGAUAAGUGGAUGUUCCCAUUGAUGGAUUUUAAAAAAAAAUUAACAAUCAGACAAAAUUUACAACACUUAUGCACGGAACAUUUGAAAUGUGCAAUGCCAUUUUUUAUUGGCAACUGCCCUUGUACGUUUGAAAAAAGAAAAUAUAAAGUUCCUCUUUCGUUUAACGAAAUUAUCGGGAGAAAAAUCUUCUACUACAGAGCGCAUUACCUCAACCACGACGUCCACUUGGAUCUGUCCAACAAUGAGCAUAUAAAUGACUUUGCGUGGUUGUCUCGCUCCGAGCUGAAGGACUUCCUCUCCAGCAGUAAAUACCAAGUCAUAAAGGAUGCCAUUCCCUUGACGUGA
This is a messenger RNA of Plasmodium coatneyi, 1074 nucleotides long. RefSeq lists its product as uncharacterized. NCBI's taxonomy places the organism in Eukaryota, Apicomplexa, Aconoidasida, Haemosporida, Plasmodiidae. Gene Ontology annotation, cellular component: mitochondrial large ribosomal subunit. Bases 1 to 1074 code for a protein of 357 amino acids. The transcript has 2 exons. Gene Ontology annotation, molecular function: structural constituent of ribosome. The record is from RefSeq and is a predicted model, not a curated record.